AUGCCGCAAAAACCCCGCAAGCCCGUCGCUGCCGCUGCCUCCUCCACAACCGCCGCAAUCACCUCCGACACUCCCCUCUUCCUCCCCUCCGCGCUCGACGAUGACUCCGACGAUGACUCCUCCCUCGAGUCGCCCGUCCGCACCGAAAUCGCCCCCGGGCUCCCCCUCCCACCACCACCCGCACCCGCACCCGCACCUGCGCCCCCCGCCCAGUUCACGCUCUCCGACGACGACGGCGACAGCUCCUCCGACUCUGCAGACGCCGGCGAGGACGACGACGACCCCGUGGUGUGCAGCUACAACAUCCAGAUCACAUCCCCCGUGGCGCCCGACCUCUACGUGUUCCAGUACCCCGUGCGGUCGCGGCAGAAGCCAUACACCAAGGCCGAGUCGUCGUGCCCCGUCGAGGCGCGCUUCAAGCCGCGGUCGGGCCUGGUCGAGGUGGAUGUGCCGGUGAAUGUGCAUGUCAACUACGAUGAGGAGAAGGGCAAGGUGUGGGGGGAUGUGCUAAAGAGGGCCGGCGGGAGGGAGGCGGGGGGGAAGUCGUCGCUGGCCGCCGCCGGCGUGGGUGGGGCGAAUAAGAGGAGGAGGUUGGACGAGGACGAGGACGAAGAGGGCGCGGAGGAGGAGGUGGAUAUUGGCGCGAUGGACUUUGCGGAGGCGUUGAAGAGGGGGAGGGUGUUGGAUAGACAGACGCUGGGGAGUAGGAUACAGGCGGAUAAUACAAAGUAUAUGGUGGGCGUGUUUAAGAAUGACCAAUUAUAUCUUACGCCCAUCACAUCGACCCUACAGCUCCGCCCGCAGUUCCACCACGUCGACACAGCCGUCGAGGCCGAGCGCGCCGCGUCAAAAGCCGCGCGCGACGCAUCGGCGCCGCAGAGACCGCAGGAGGCCCGCGCGGUGCAUCUGUCCGUCAAGAACUCGGACGACCCGUCGUCGCAGCUGAGCAAUACGAUGAAGGCGCUCCGUGUUGCCGAGGAGGAGGAGUGGACGAGGCUGCACUGGAUCGACCAGGACACGGAGGAUGCAUGGGACAUGUACGAGGUCUCGUGCCUGAAGGAUGGCGAGGGCGGCCUGCUGAAGAAUGUUACGGGGAAGGCGGAGUAUAUGGAGUGGCUGAGUACGGGGAAGCCUAUUGUGAAGAAGAAGGAGAUAAAGGUGGAGGCGGCUGCGGUAUAG
Messenger RNA from Morchella importuna, 1179 nucleotides. RefSeq lists its product as uncharacterized. The coding region runs from base 1 to 1179 and encodes 392 amino acids. The transcript is spliced from 2 exons. The record is from RefSeq and is a predicted model, not a curated record. Gene Ontology annotation, biological process: DNA-templated transcription. NCBI's taxonomy places the organism in Eukaryota, Fungi, Ascomycota, Pezizomycetes, Pezizales, Morchellaceae. Gene Ontology annotation, cellular component: RNA polymerase III complex; nucleus.